AUCAAUGUCAAUAUGGUAGAUGUAAAAAUGAAGACAAAAAGAAUGGCUGCUUAUUUCUCAAGUUUUGAUACAUAGAAAAUACCACACCUUUUUAUAAACCUCCACAAAAGCAUGAUGAUAGAGCAAUAUAAUAUAAUGGAUGAGAAAAAUCUGCCUCCAGGGUUUAGGUUUCAUCCAAGUGAUGAAGAACUCAUAACAUAUUAUUUGAGUAACAAAGUUUCUGAUUUUAGCUUUACUACUAGAGCUAUUGCUGAUGUUGAUCUUAACAAGUCUGAGCCUUGGGACCUUCCUGCCAAAUCGUCCAUGGGAGAAAAAGAAUGGUACUUCUUUAGCCAAAAAGAUCGAAAGUACCCAACGGGUCUUCGCAGUAACAGAGCUACAGAAGCUGGCUACUGGAAAACAACGGGCAAAGAUAAAGAGAUUUUUCGCGGUGGAGUCGAGCUUGUUGGGAUGAAGAAAACACUUGUUUUCUACAAAGGAAGAGCUCCUAAGGGUGAAAAAACCAAUUGGGUUAUGCAUGAAUAUAGGCUACAAUCCAACCUUGGAUUCAAACCUCCCAAGGAGGAAUGGGUAGUUUGUAGGUUGUUUCACAAAAACUCAACUGUAAAAAAAUCAAAUGCAACAUCAUCCCAACCAUCUGAUCAAGUUGAAUCCAUUAGCGACGCUUACACAUUACCAAAUUUCAACAUCCCUGCCCCUCAUGAAGGUCAGAUAGUUAACGAUAUUUCUCUACAUAACUACUAUACCAGUCAAGAAAACAUGAAUAUCGUUAACUUGGAUCCUCUCCCUUCGUUAUUACUUUAUAAGGCAAUACAAUGCAGAGGCAAUUAUAAUCAUCAACCAAUGAAUAUUGAUCCAUCUAUCAAUACCGUGAGUUACCCUUACGGUAUUCCAUCACAAGACACUAUUUAUCCUUUUGGAAUUGAUUUUAAUCCAACUUCUAAUAUUUGGGAUUAAUUUAGGUUGGCUCAGAGUAAAUUUCAUAUGAGCUACUUUUUUUUGUAUUUGUAAUACAAACAAGUUACGUUUGAUUGACUUGGAAAAAUUCCCAGUCUCUAUGAUAUAAUAUCUUUUAUUCAAAUUGA
This is a messenger RNA of Solanum lycopersicum (tomato), 1085 nucleotides long. Its product is annotated as NAC domain-containing protein 79. Lineage: Eukaryota; Viridiplantae; Streptophyta; Magnoliopsida; Solanales; Solanaceae. Gene Ontology annotation, molecular function: DNA binding. The record is from RefSeq and is a predicted model, not a curated record. Gene Ontology annotation, biological process: regulation of DNA-templated transcription.